CUCUUUUCCUUCUGUAUUGGCUUGUUUUCUCUCUUUUCCUGUCGACUCUGACGACUUUGUGAUCCUGAGCAGAGGAAAGUUGGACUGCAGCGCUGGGAGGUGAGAGUCUGAGGACAAACCCUAUGCAUUUUCAGGAGUGGUUAGGGUCACUUCGCUCCAGCUCGGGACUCAAAGGCUCUGAAGGUGACGACUUCUGGAGACUUCUGCCAUCUCUGCCUCUGUCCUCCUUGUCUCUGUCCACGCUGUCUCUGUCCCCCUCCUCUCUGCUGGGCCUGGGAGCGCUGGCCUCCCUCACUGCGUACUGGCUGGUGACCCGUCCUCGACCCAUGCGUCCCCCCUGCGAUCUACAAGCCCAGUCCGUAGCUGUGAACGGAGAUCCCAGCUGCAGGAGAUCGGCUCUUCUUAAGGAUGACUCCCUGCUGGAGUAUUACUACGAUGACACCAGGACGUAUUACGACAUGUUCCAGAGAGGCCUGAGGAUCUCAGGAAAUGGUGCGUGCCUUGGCUCCAGGAAACCGGGUCAGCCCUACCAGUGGAUCUCCUACACUGAGGUGGCUGAGCAGGCGCAGGUUCUGGGAUCAGGGCUGUUGGCUAAAGGCUGUCAGCCGAACCCGCAGCAGUUUGUCGGUUUAUUUGCACAAAACAGGCCAGAGUGGAUCAUCGCAGAGCUGGCCUGCUACACUUACUCCAUGGCGGUGGUGCCUCUUUAUGACACACUGGGGCUGGAGGCCAUGGUCCACAUACUCCACUUGGCGGAGAUCACCCUGGUGAUCUGUGACAGCGAGGAGAAGGCAGCCGCUCUGUUAGAGAACAAGGAGCAAGGCGUGACUCCCAAGCUCUCCUGCCUGGUGCUCUUCAACAGUUUCAGCGAGGCCUUCGUAGAGCGGGCGAAGGCCUGCGAGGUGGAGGUUUUGAAACUGGAGCAGCUCAUGGAGCUGGGAAGGCAGAACCUCAAAGAUCCUGUGCCGCCCCAGCCCCAGGAUCUGGCCGUGGUUUGCUUCACCAGUGGAACCACAGGGAAGCCCAAGGGAGCCAUGAUCACCCACGGCAACAUCGCCUCCAACACUUCCUCUGUCAUUAAGAUCCUGGAGGGUUCGUUUGUGAUCCAGCAGGAGGAUGUGUCGAUCUCGUACCUGCCGCUUGCCCACAUGUUUGAGAGGAUGAUUCAGGUCUCUAUGUUCUGCCACGGGGCCAGAGUUGGAUUCUACCAAGGGGACAUUUCUCUCCUCAUGGACGACAUUAAAACUCUCAAACCCACCUUCUUUCCUGUCGUGCCACGUUUACUCAACCGCAUCUACGACAAGAUCCUGGGCUCGGUGACCUCUCCGCUGCGGCGGGCUUUGCUUCACUACGCUGUGAGGAGGAAGCAGGCGGAGCUGAGCAGCGGGGUUGUACGUAACAACAGUCUGUGGGACAAACUGGUGUUCAACAGGAUCCAGGCCAAUUUAGGAGGAAAUCUGCGGUUUGCCCUGACGGCUUCAGCACCCAUCUCCCCCACGGUGCUGUCCUUCCUCAGGGCCACGCUCGGCUGCCUGAUAUUUGAGGGCUAUGGUCAGACAGAGUGCACCGCCGGCUGCACCUUCUCUAUGCCGGGGGACUGGACCGCAGGUCACGUUGGAGCUCCUUUACCCUGCGCCAUAGUGAAGGUGGUGGACAUCCCCGACAUGAAAUACUACGCUAAGAACGGAGAAGGAGAGAUCUGCAUCCGCGGCCCCAGUGUGUUCAGGGGCUACCUGAGGGAUCCAGAGAGGACGGCUGAGGCCUUGGACAGCGACGGCUGGCUGCACAGUGGGGACGUGGGCCAGUGGCUUCCAAACGGGACGCUGCGCAUCGUGGACAGAAAGAAGCACAUCUUCAAGUUGUCCCAGGGAGAAUACAUCGCUCCAGAAAAGAUCGAAAACGUCUACAUGCGCUGUGUUCCUGUGCUCCAGGUGUUUGUGCACGGAGAUAGUUUACAGUCUUAUCUCAUAGGCAUAGUUGUGCCUGACGUGGAGGUGUUUGUUGACUGGGCUAAAGAGCGGGGAUUUAUCGGGUCCUACGAGGAGCUGUGCCAGAGUCCUGAUGUGAAGAAUGCAGUAUUAGAGGACAUGAGAGCCGUGGGAAAGGAAGCGGGGCUGAAGUCCUUAGAACAAGUGAAAGACCUUCACUUGCAUCCGGAGACGUUCAGCGUCGCCAACGGCCUCCUCACACCCACCCUGAAAAGUAGACGUGCCGACAUCCGCAGAGUCUUUGAGGAACAGAUAUCCAGCAUGUACAGCAAGACGGCCAUUUAAUUACAGGACUCUACUCAGUAAUUCACACAGCCAGGAGUAACUGGUGUCCAAUAAGGGGGGGGGGGGGAGAGA
This is a messenger RNA of Platichthys flesus (European flounder), 2345 nucleotides long. RefSeq names its product acyl-CoA synthetase long chain family member 2 (gene acsl2). Gene Ontology annotation, cellular component: endoplasmic reticulum; membrane. Lineage: Eukaryota; Metazoa; Chordata; Actinopteri; Pleuronectiformes; Pleuronectidae. Gene Ontology annotation, molecular function: arachidonate-CoA ligase activity. The record is from RefSeq and is a predicted model, not a curated record. The transcript is spliced from 20 exons. Gene Ontology annotation, biological process: long-chain fatty-acyl-CoA biosynthetic process; long-chain fatty acid metabolic process; very long-chain fatty acid metabolic process. The coding region runs from base 123 to 2273 and encodes 716 amino acids.